GUUUGACAUUUGUUAAAUGUUGAUGGCCGCCCGCUAUAUUUUUCCCUCUUUCAACUCAAUGCGCAAGGAAAACAUUCCCAAUAAUAACUAAAUAUUCAAGCUGAUGAACCAACGAUCUUUUUGCAAAGUAUUAUAGAAACAAGGCGCUCCAAAUAAUGGCAGAUAGCAUAGAAGAGUUAUACGAAACGUAUAAGAUUCUCACGGAAGCAAAAGAAACUGUUGUAUCGAAGCACUCCCAAGAGUAUUUGAAGUGUGUGGAGCGUACCAAAGGUAAUGAGAAGGAGAAGAAGCUCGCAGCACAAAUAGUCUCGAAGUUUUUCAAACAUUUUCCUGACCUUCAAGAAAAAGCUUUAAAUGCCAUAUUCGAUCUUUGUGAAGAUGAUGACAGUAUGGUAAGCUAAACACCAUCUAUAAUUACGUUUACUAGUUUAACCAGAGCAAGCUAAAGAUCUUUCAAGUAAAGAUCAAUUAUAGCUUUGUCCGACCCGUCGGAAAUCGUAGGGGUGUUAUGUAAAACGG
This is a messenger RNA of Acanthoscelides obtectus, 519 nucleotides long. The record is from the annotation of a GenBank genome assembly. Lineage: Eukaryota; Metazoa; Arthropoda; Insecta; Coleoptera; Chrysomelidae.